Nannospalax galili (Upper Galilee mountains blind mole rat) is the source of this 15520-nucleotide messenger RNA. It is a transcript of the gene Bsn, whose product is annotated as bassoon presynaptic cytomatrix protein. Lineage: Eukaryota; Metazoa; Chordata; Mammalia; Rodentia; Spalacidae. Gene Ontology annotation, molecular function: metal ion binding; structural constituent of presynaptic active zone. Gene Ontology annotation, cellular component: GABA-ergic synapse; cytoskeleton of presynaptic active zone; glutamatergic synapse. Gene Ontology annotation, biological process: presynaptic active zone assembly; protein localization to synapse. The record is from RefSeq and is a predicted model, not a curated record. Bases 1 to 11595 code for a protein of 3864 amino acids. The transcript is spliced from 11 exons.
AUGGGACAGGUAGCUUUUGGUGAGGGCUCAAUCAGCACCACCACGAUUGUCAGCAGAUCAUGGAUCAGCAGUUCUCAGAGACUGGACCCAAAGGAGCCCCUGGGUAGCCAGAGAGCAGCUUCCCCAGCCCCAAAACAAGCUUCUGCUACUGCUCCUGGCCGUGAAAGCCCCCGAGAGACAAAGACCCAAGGCCCAUCAGGCCAGGAGGCUGAUGGUCCCCGCAGGACACUACAGGUAGACAGCAGGACGCAGCAAUCAGGACGGUCCCCCUCGGUGUCACCAGACAGGGGCAGCACCCCUACAUCCCCCUACUCCGUUCCCCAGAUUGCUCCCCUUCCCAGCAGUACCCUUUGUCCUAUAUGCAAGACCUCAGACCUCACAUCGACUUCCAGCCAGCCAAACUUCAACACCUGCACCCAGUGUCACAACAAGGUCUGCAACCAGUGUGGGUUCAACCCCAACCCUCAUCUUACCCAGGUGAAAGAGUGGCUCUGUCUGAACUGUCAGAUGCAGAGGGCUCUGGGAAUGGAUAUGACCACUGCACCUCGUUCCAAGAGUCAGCAGCAGCUACACUCCCCAGCCCUGUCUCCUGCCCACUCCCCAGCCAAACAGCCUCUGGGGAAGCCAGAACAAGAGAGAUCUCGGGGCCCAGGGGGACAACAGCCUGGUCCCCGCCAGGCUGAGACAGCCAGAGCCACCUCAGUACCUGGCCCUACCCAGGCAACUGCCCCUCCAGAGCUGGGGAGGGUAUCUCCUCAACCCCCUUUCUCCACUAAGCCUUCCACAGCUGAGCCCAGGCCACCUGCAGGAGAGGCCCAGGGCAAAAGUGCCACCACAGUGCCGUCUGGGCUUGGUGCUGGUGAACAGACCCAGGAGGGUCUCACAGGGAAGCUCUUCGGCCUUGGCGCAUCAUUGCUGACCCAGGCGAGCACCCUCAUGUCUGUGCAGCCUGAGACUGAAACCCAGAGCCAGCCUUCCCCCAGCAAGGGGCCACCCAAGAUUGUCUUCAGUGAUGCCAGCAAGGAGGCUGGCCCAAGACCCCCAGUCUCAGGGCCUGGGUCUGGGCCAACACCUGGAGCCAAAACUGAGCCUGGGGCUAGAACAGGUCCUGGACCAGGGUCGGGAGCCCUAGCGAAAACUGGGGGAAUAGCCAGUACAAAGCAUGGCAGAGCAGAACAUCAGGCAGCAUCCAAGGCUGCUGCCAAGCCAAAGAUCACGCCGAAGGAAAGGGCCACCUGCCCACUGUGCCAAGCCGAGCUCAAUGUGGGUAGCAAGGGCCCAGCCAACUAUAACACCUGCACGACCUGCAAGCUCCAGGUGUGCAACUUAUGUGGCUUCAAUCCAACCCCCGAUCUGGUGGAGAAAACAGAGUGGCUCUGUCUGAACUGCCAAACUAAGCGGCUGCUGGAGGGCAGCCUGGGAGAACCGACUCCUCUGCCGAUGCCCACUUCACAGCAGCCCCCUGCAGGAGCCCGUCACCGUGCAGUUGGACCAGCCCCUCCAAAGCAGAAAGGGCCACAGGGGUUAGGCCAGCCAUCAGGCCCCCUGCCCGCCAAGGCCAGCCCCCUGCCUACUAAGGCCAGCCCACAGGCCAAGCCCUCCAGGGCUUCUGAACCCAGCAAGACCUCCAGCAGUGCCCAGGAAAAGAAAACAGGCGUCCCUACUAAAGCUGAGCCUGUGCCGAAGCCACCUCCAGAGACUACUGGGACUCCUAAAGCAAAAAGUGGGGUGAGAAGGACCGAACCUGUCACCAAGCCUGUUCCAGAAGCUCCCAAGGGUGGGGAGGCAGAGGAACCAAUCAGCAAGCCUUACACUCAGGACCUGUCUCGAAGCCCACAGAGCCUCAGCGACACAGGCUAUUCCUCUGAUGGUGUCUCCAGUUCUCAGAGUGAAAUCACAGGUGUUGUGCAACAAGAGGUGGAACAGCUUGACAGUGCAGGGGUGACAGGGCACCGCCCACCCAGCCCUUCAGAACUCCACAAAGUGGGGAGUAGCAUGCAGCCUUUACUGGAAGCCCAGGCUGUGGCCCCCGGAGGUGAGCGGAGCAAGCCACCCAGCAGCAGUGCUGUUGAGGACCAGAAACGGCGACCCCACUCCUUGUCCAUCAUGCCUGAGGUCUUUGACUCUGAUGAGGAGCUAGGGGAUAUCCUAGAGGAAGAUGAAGACUCCUUGGGGUGGGGGCACCAGAAGGAACAACGGGACACAGCUGAGUCCUCAGAUGACUUUGGAAGCCAGCUCAGGCAUGACUAUGUAGAAGACAGCAGUGAGGGUGGCCUAUCCCCUCUUCCACCCCAGCCCCCAGCCCGGGCAGAAAUGACUGAUGAGGAGUUUAUGCGGAGGCAGAUCCUUGAGAUGAGUGCUGAGGAGGACAAUCUAGAGGAAAAUGAUAGUGCUGUCUCUGGGCGAGGCCUGGCCAAACAUGGCACCCAGAAGGGCAGCACUAGGUCCAGGACUGAACCUAGCCAAGAGCCAACAGCACUGCCCAAGAGGCGCCUACCUCACAACGCCACCACAGGCUAUGAAGAACCCCUCUCCGAGGGAGGCCCAACAGAGGCCACCGACAGCAGUGUGGCCUUGCAGGGUGGGCUCCGCCGCUUUAAGACCAUUGAGCUCAACAGCACGGGCAGCUAUAGCCAUGAGUUAGACCUGGGCCAAGGUCCUGACUCCAGCCUGGACCGUGAGCCUGAGCUGGAGAUGGAGAGCCUGACAGGCUCACCUGAGGACCGUUCCCGUGGGGAGCACUCCUCCACCCUGCCUGCUUCCACUCCUAGCUAUACAUCAGGCACCUCACCCACCUCCCUGUCUUCACUAGAGGAGGACAGUGACAGCAGCCCCAGCCGCCGACAGAGGCUAGAAGAGGCAAAGCAGCAGCGCAAGGCCCGGCACCGGUCCCAUGGGCCCCUGCUGCCCACGAUUGAGGACUCUUCAGAGGAGGAAGAGCUGCGAGAGGAAGAAGAACUGCUGCGUGAACAGGAGAAGAUGCGAGAGGUAGAGCAGCAGCGCAUCCGCAGCACAGCUCGCAAGACCCGGCGUGACAAGGAAGAACUUAGGGCUCAGCGGAGACGUGAGCGCUCCAAGACACCGCCCAGUAACCUGUCACCCAUCGAAGAUGCAUCCCCCACAGAGGAGCUAAGGCAGGCAGCAGAGAUGGAGGAGCUACAUCGAUCCUCCUGCUCAGAGUACUCCCCCUCCCCCUCCCUUGACUCAGAGGCUGAAGCCCUGGAUGGUGGCCCCUCCCGGCUGUACAAAUCAGGCAGUGAGUAUAACCUGCCCACCUUCAUGUCCCUCUAUUCACCAACUGAGACACCCUCAGACAGUUCUACCACUCCCAGUUCUGGACGACCCCUUAAGAGUGCUGAGGAGGCCUAUGAAGAGAUGAUGAGAAAGGCUGAGAUGCUCCAGCGACAACAGGGUCAGGUGGCAGGGGUCCAUGGGCCCCAUGGUGGCCCCUCUCAGCCCACAGGCCCACAGGGCCAGGGCUCCUUUGACUAUCAAGACAGCCCAGACCAUGACUAUGGCAGGGCUUCUCAGCCUGGUGCAGAAGGCACACCUGUAGGGCUGGGAGCAAAUGUGUAUGAGGAGAUCCUUCAGACAUCCCAGAGCAUAGCCCGCAUGCGGCAGGCCUCCACACGGGACCUGGCCUUUACUGAGGACAAAAAGAAAGAGAAGCAAUUUCUGAAUGCUGAGAGUGCAUACAUGGAUCCAAUGAAGCAAAAUGGUGGUCCACUGACCCCUGGUACCAGUCCCACUCAACUUGCUGCUCCUGUGUCUUUUUCCACCUCCACCUCUUCAGACAGCAGUGGAGGCCGAGUUAUUCCUGAUGUCCGAGUUACUCAGCAUUUUGCAAAAGAGCCUCAGGACCCCCUCAAGCUCCACACUUCUCCUGCCUCCCCCAGCUUGGCCUCUAAGGAACUAGGCAUGUCCUUCUCCCAGGGCCCCAGUACCCCAGCCACCACAGCUAUGGCUCCUUCUCCAGCCAGCCUGCCACGAGGAUAUAUGACUCCAACCUCACCAGCUGGCUCUGAGCGCAGCCCAUCACCAUUUUCCACAGUCCAUAGCUAUGGACAGACCCCAACCACUGCUAACUAUGGGUCCCAAACUGAGGAGCCACCCCAAGUUCCCAGUGGCUCUAUUGUGGGUGGACGGGUCACUAGAGAGAAGCCUUUGAGUGGGAAUGAUGGUGAGGUUGGCACUCCCCAGCCUUCCCGGGGAUAUUCCUAUUAUUCAGGCUCUAGCCCACCUCUUUCUCCAACCACCCCCUCUGAGAGCCCGGCAUACUCCCCAGGCAAGUUGGGCCCAAGAGCCACAGCAGAGUUCUCUACACAGACGCCAAUCCUAACACUUGCCUCAGACAUGCCACGGAGCCCUAGUACCCCCACCCCCAGCCCCAUGGUAGCCCAGGGCACACAAACACCACACCGACCCAGCACACCUCGCCUGGUAUGGCAGCAGUCUUCCCAGGAGGCUCCCGUUAUGGUCAUCACACUAGCAUCAGAUGCCUCCAGCCAGACCAGGAUGGUACAUGCCAGUGCCUCCACUUCUCCACUGUGCUCACCUACUGACACCCAGCCUACCACCCAUACCUACAGCCAGACAACACCUCCAAGUGGGUCUCAAUUGCCCUCAGAACCAUCUGGGCCACCUGGCUUCCCUCGAGCACCUAGUGCUGGUGCAGAUGGGCCCCUGGCACUGUAUGGCUGGGGUGCCCUCCCUGCUGAAAACAUCUCCUUAUGCCGGAUCUCCUCUGUCCCUGGAACAUCUAGAGUUGAGCCAGGCCCCAGGCUCCCUGGUAGUGCAGUGGUAGACCUUCGAACAGCUGUCAAGCCCACACCUAUCAUCCUUACAGACCAGGGUAUGGAUCUGACCUCUCUUGCUGUGGAAGCAAGAAAGUAUGGCCUUGCCCUGGAUCCAAUCCCAGGACGUCAGUCAACUGCUGUACAGCCUCUAGUUAUCAACCUCAAUGCUCAAGAACAGACUCAUACCUUCCUGGCCACUGCUACCACCGUGAGCAUCACCAUGGCCUCAUCUAUGCUCAUGGCUCAGCAGAAGCAACCUGUGGUAUAUGGAGACCCCUUCCAGAGCCGCCUUGACUUUGGUCAGGGUUCAGGUAGCCCUGUAUGCCUGGCUCAGGUCAAGCAAGUAGAACAGGCUGUCCAGACAGCCCCAUACAGAGGUGGGUCCCGGGGAAGACCCAGGGAGGCCAAGUUUGCCAGGUAUAAUCUUCCCAACCAGGUAACACCUCUGGCCAGAAGGGACAUUUUGAUCACUCAGAUGGGUACCUCCCAGAGUGUUAGCCUCAAGCCAGGACCAGUGCCAGAGACUGGUGCUGAACCCCACCGGGCCACACCUGCAGAGCUUCGAUCACAUGCUCUGCCAGGUGCCAGGAAGCCACACACAGUGGUGGUACAGAUGGGAGAGGGCACAGCAGGCACUGUGACUACAUUGCUCCCAGAAGAGCCAGUGGGUGCCCUGGACCUCACUGGGAUGAGGCCUGAGAGCCAGCUGGCAUGCUGUGAUAUGGUCUACAAGUUCCCCUUUGGCAGUAGUUGUACUGGCACCUUCCCCCCUGCCCCCAGUGCACCUGAGAAGAACAUGGCAGAUGCCGUCCCGCCUGGCCAAAGCACUGGUCCUUUCUAUAGUGCCAGAGACCCUGAGCCUUCUGAGCACCUCACCUACCGGGCACAGGGGGUAGUAGGACCUGGACCCCACGAGGAGCAGAGGCCUUACCCACAGGGUCUCCCUGGCAGGCUAUACUCCUCCAUGUCUGACACCAAUUUGGCCGAAGCUGGCCUCAACUAUCAUGCCCACCGGAUUGGACAGCUCUUCCAAGGGCCUGGACGAGACUCAGCUGUGGACCUCAGCUCAUUGAAGCACUCUUAUAGCUUAGGCUUUGCAGAUGAACGCUACCUAGGGCAAGGCUUGCAGUAUGGCUCGUUCACUGACCUUCGUCAUCCCACAGAUAUUUUGACUCAUCCACUUCCCAUGAGGCGCUAUAGCUCUGUGUCAAACAUCUACUCAGACCACCGGUAUGGCCCACGGGGAGAUGCAGUUGGCUUUCAGGAGGCCAGUCUGGCCCAAUAUAGUGCCACCACAGCCCGAGAGAUCAGCCGCAUGUGUGCUGCCCUCAACUCCAUGGACCAGUAUGGUGGGCGGCAUGUUAGUGGAGGUGGUGGACCUGACCUUGUGCAGUACCAACAUGCACCUGGACUCAGUGCUCCACAGGGUCUGGCUCCACUCAGAUCUGGCCUCCUUGGCAACCCUACCUACCCAGAGGGUCAACCAAGCCCUGGGAAUCUAGCUCAGUAUGGGCCUGCAGGAAGCCAGGGAACAGCAGUCAGACAGCUACUCCCAUCCACAGCCACAGUGCGUGCAGCAGAUGGCAUGAUCUACUCGACUAUCAAUACUCCAAUUGCUGCGACCCUGCCCAUCACCACCCAGCCUGCCUCAGUACUGCGACCCAUGGUGCGUGGUGGUGUGUACAGGCCUUAUGCAUCUGGUGGAGUCACAGCUGUGCCUCUUACCAGCCUGACACGCGUGCCCAUGAUUGCUCCCCGGGUACCCCUUGGGCCAGCAGGGCUAUACCGAUACCCUGCGCCAAGUAGAUAUCCCAUUGCUUCUAGUGUUCUACCAGCUGAGGGGCCUGUCUAUCUGGGAAAGCCAGCUGCUGCCAAGGCCCCAGGGGCAGGAGGUCCACCAAGGCCAGAGCUACCCUCGGGGGCUGCACGGGAAGAACCUCUUUCUACAACUGCCCCUGCCCCCAUCAAGGAAGCCCCAGUAGCCUCUGCCCCUGCCCCACUACCCAGCCAGAAGCCACCAGGAGAUGCUGCUGCUGGGGGUGGCAGUGGAGUCCUCAACCGGCCUGGGAUGGAGAAGGAGGAGACAUCUCAGGAAGAACGGCAGCGGAAGCAACAGGAGCAGCUGCUGCAGCUUGAACGGGAACGGGUGGAGCUGGAGAAGCUGCGACAACUGCGGCUGCAGGAGGAGCUGGAGCGAGAGAGGGUAGAGUUGCAGAGGCACCGUGAGGAAGAGCAACUGCUGGUGCAGCGGGAGUUGCAGGAGCUCCAGACCAUCAAGCACCAUGUGCUGCAGCAACAGCAAGAAGAACGCCAGGCCCAGUUUGCACUGCAGCGGGAACAGCUGGCACAGCAGCGGCUGCAGCUGGAGCAGAUCCAGCAGCUACAGCAGCAGCUGCAGCAGCAACUAGAGGAACAGAAACAGCGGCAGAAGGCUCCCUUCCCUGCAACCUGUGAGGCACCUGGCCGAGGACCUCUCCCAGCUGCUACUGAGCUGGCCCAGAAUGGCCAGUACUGGCCACCACUGACCCACACAGCCUUCAUUGCUGUGGCAGGAACCGAGGGGCCUGGCCAGCCUCGUGAGCCCAUGCUGCACAGGGGCCUCCCCAGCUCUGCCUCAGACAUGUCACUGCAGACUGAAGAGCAGUGGGAGGCAGGCCGCAGUGGCAUCAAGAAGCGUCACUCCAUGCCACGUCUGAGGGAUGCCUGUGAGCCAGAGUCAGGGCCUGAGCCCUGCACAGUCAGGAGGAUUGCAGACAGCAGUGUGCAGACAGAUGACGAGGACGUUGAGGGCCGAUACCUCCUGACCCGAAGACGCAGGACACGUCGCAGUGCCGACUGCAGCGUGCAGACAGAUGACGAGGAUAAUGCUGAGUGGGAGCAACCAGUUCGCCGCCGCAGGUCCCGUCUUUCUCGUCACUCAGACUCGGGCUCAGACAGCAAGCAUGAUGCCACUGCCUCAUCAUCUGCUGCCACCACCACUGUGAGGGCCAUGAGCAGCGUGGGCAUCCAGACCAUCAGUGACUGCUCCGUACAGACGGAGCCUGACCAGCUGCCCAGGGUCUCGCCUGCUAUCCAUAUCACAGCUGCCACCGACCCCAAGGUGGAGAUAGUCAGAUACAUAUCAGCACCAGAAAAGACUGGGCGUGGGGAGAGCCUGGCCUGCCAGACAGAACCAGAUGCACAAGCCCAGGGUGUGGCUGGGCCACAGCUUGUCGGGUCAACUGCCAUCAGCCCCUACCUGCCUGGCAUCCAGAUCGUCACCCCAGGUCCCCUAGGCAGAUUUGAAAAAAAGAAGCCAGAUCCUCUGGAGAUUGGGUACCAGGCCCAUCUGCCCCCAGAGUCCCUUUCACAGCUUGUGAGCCGCCAGCCUCCUAAGUCUCCCCAAGUUCUCUACUCACCAGUCUCACCCUUGUCCCCACACCGGCUCCUGGACACCUCCUUUGCUUCCAGUGAAAGGCUGAACAAGGCUCAUGUGACUCCCCAGAAGCACUUCAUGGCUGACAGCGCUCUUCGCCAGCAGACUCUGCCUCGCCCCAUGAAGACCCUGCAGCGGUCCUUGUCCGACCCUAAGCCCCUCAGCCCCACCGCCGAGGAGUCUGCCAAAGAGAGAUUCUCCCUCUACCAGCACCAGGGGGGACUAGGUAGCCAGGUGUCGGCGCUGCCACCCAACGGCCUGGUCCGCAAGGUGAAGCGGACACUGCCCAGCCCCCCUCCAGAGGAAGCUCACCUUCCCCUGGCUGGCCAGGCCCCCUCACAGCUGUAUGCAGCCAGCCUGCUACAACGAGGGCUGGUGGGGCCCACCACCGUCCCUGCUACCAAGGCCAGCCUGCUCCGGGAAUUGGACCGGGACCUGCGGCUGGUGGAGCAUGAGUCCACCAAGCUGCGCAAGAAGCAGGCAGAGCUGGACGAGGAGGAGAAGGAGAUUGAUGCCAAGCUCAAGUACUUAGAGCUGGGUAUCACCCAGCGUAAAGAAUCUUUGGCCAAAGACCGGGGUGGCCGUGACUACCCACCUUUACGUGGCCUUGGUGAGCAUCGUGACUACCUGUCUGACAGCGAACUCAACCAGCUGCGGCUCCAGGGUUGCACCAUGCCCACUGGCCAGUAUGUGGACUUCCCUGCCUCAGCUGCUGUGCCUGCCACCCCAUCUGGCCCAACUGCCUUCCAGCAGCCCCGGUUCCCACCUGCAGCCCCACAGUACACUGCAGGCAGUAGUGGGCCAACUCAGAACGGAUUUCCAGCCCACCAGGCACCCACCUACACUGGCCCCAGCACAUACCCAGAACCUUCUUUUCCUUCUGGCACUAGUUAUCCAGCUGAGCUGGGCCUGCCAAACCAGCAGGGUUUCCAUCCGACAGGCCAUUAUGCAGCCCAAACACCCAUGCCAACUACACAGAGCACCCUUUUUCCAGUCCAAGCUGACAGUCGUGCCCCCCACCAGAAGCCACAUCAGACCUUACUAGCUGACUUGGAACAGAAGGUACCCACAAAUUAUGAAGUGAUUACCAGCCCUGCUGUAACCAUGUCUUCAGUCCCCUCUGAAACUAGCUACAGUGGCCCAGCGGUGAGCAGCAGCUAUGAGCAGGGCAAGGCUCCCGAGCUUCCCCGGAGCAGUGACCAAAGCAGUGUGAGCCAGAGCCCAGCCCCCACCUACCCCUCUGACUCCCACUACACCAGUCUGGAGCAGAAUGUUCCCCGGAACUAUGUGAUGAUUGAUGACAUUAGUGAGCUGACAAAGGACAGCACCCCCACUGCCCAUGAUAGCCAGCGGCUGGAGCCUUUGGGGCCAAGUGGAGUCAGUGGGCGUCCUGGGAAGGAGCCUGGAGAACCAGGUGUCCUCGAGGGGUCCACACUGCCUUGUUGCUAUGGCAGAGGGGAGGAAGAAUCUGAGGAGGACUCAUAUGACCCCCGUGGGAAAGCUAGCCAUCACAGGAGCAUGGAGAGCAAUGGCCGACCAGCCAGCACUCAUUAUUACAGUGACAGUGACUAUAAACAUGGGUCUCGGACAGAGAAGUAUGGUCCAGGUCCCAUGGGGCCCAAGCAUCCCUCCAAGAGUCCAGGCCCAGCUGUCAUCUCUUCAAAGCGCAGCAAGCACCGGAAGCAGGGCAUGGAGCAAAAGAUCUCCAAGUUCUCGCCUAUUGAAGAGGCCAAGGAUGUAGAGUCAGACCUGGCCUCCUACCCCCCAACUGCUGUCAGCAGCAGCCUUGCCUCUCGGGGCAGGAAGUUCCAGGAUGAAAUCACCUAUGGGCUCAAGAAGAAUGUGUAUGAGCAGCAGAGGUACUAUGGGGUGUCCAGCCGGGACACAGCAGAGGAAGAUGACCGCAUGUACAGUGGCAGCAGCCGGUCCCGAGUGGCAUCUGCAUACGCUGGGGAGAAGCUGUCUAGCCAUGAUUUCAGUGGUCGAGGCAAAGGGUAUGAGCGGGAACGGGAGGCUGUGGAGCGACUUCAAAAGGCAGGCCCCAAGCCCUCAUCCUUGAGCAUGGCCCAUGGCCGGACACGGCCCCCCAUGAGGAACCAGGCCUCUGAAGAGGAGAGCCCUGUCAGCCCCUUGGGGCGGCCUCGCACUGCAGGGGGCACCCUUCCUCCUGGGGAUACCUGCCCACAGUUCUGCUCCAGCCACUCCAUGCCUGACGUCCAGGAACAUGUUAAGGAGGGCCCACGGGCCCAUGCGUAUAAGCGUGAGGAGGGCUACAUCCUGGAUGAUUCCCACUGCGUGGUUUCUGACAGCGAAGCGUAUCACCUGGGCCAGGAGGAGACAGACUGGUUUGAUAAACCCCGAGAUGCCCGCUCUGACCGGUUCAGGCACCAUGGGGGCCAUGCAGUCUCCUCCUCCCAGAAACGAGGCCCUGCCAGGCACAGCUACCACGACUACGAUGAACCCCCUGAGGAGGGCCUGUGGCCUCAUGAUGAGGGUGGCCCAGGCCGCCAUGUGUCAGCCAAGGAACACCGGCACCACAGUGACCACGGGAGGCACUCAGUCCGCCAUGUUGGUGAGGAGCCAGGACGGCGUGCUGCCAAACCACAUGCUCGGGACCUGGGUCGCCAUGAGACCCGGCCCCACCCUCAGGCCAGCCCUGCCCCCUCCAUGCAGAAGAAGGGUCAGCCUGGGUACCUCAGCUCUGCUGAAUACUCACAGCCAUCCCGUGCUCCAUCAACAUACCAUCAUGCCUCUGACAGCAAGAAGGGCUCCCGGCAGGCCCACUCUGGGCCUGCUACACUGCAGCCAAAGCCAGAACCCCAGGCCCAGCCGCAGAUGCAAGGUCGGCAGGCAGCUCCAGGGCCACAGCAGUCACAGCCACCACCAUCCAGGCAGAUGCCCUCAGGCACAACAUCACGCCAGCCACAGAUACAGCAGCAGCAACAGCAGCAAGGUCUUGGGCAGCAACUGCCACAGCAGGCCCCAUCACAGGCUCGGCUGCAGCAGCAGAGCCAGCCAAACACCCGGGGCUCAGCUCCUGCUGCUAGCCAGCCAGCAGGGAAACCUCAGCCAGGCCCCAUGACAGCCCCAGGCCCUCAGCCAGCAGGACUGCCACGGGCAGAACAGGCAAAUGGCUCUAAAGCAACAGCCAAAACACCCCAACAGGGGAGGGCUCCUCAGACCCAGCCAACACCCGGACCUGGACCCACAGGACUGAAGGCUGGAGCCAGGCCUGGGGGGACUCCAGGGGCUCCUGCUGGCCAGCCAGGUGCCGAUGGGGAAAGUGUGUUCUCCAAAAUCCUCCCUGGCGGGGCAGCAGAGCAAGCUGGCAAGCUGACAGAAGCUGUCUCUGCUUUUGGCAAAAAAUUUUCCUCGUUCUGGUGAUUGUGCCCAGCAGGCAUCUACAAUCUGGCAACCCCUUUGCCCAAAGACUCACACCAAGUGGACCGCAGCAGGCAGGCCUCAGCUGAGGACAGGAUGUUUUCUAACAGCAGCUGCCUGGGUGAAGCAUCUACUGGACCAGUGGGACCAUUGGCUCGGGGAACCUUUGAUUCUCUUUCCAGAGACCCUGCCUUCCUCAGGCCAGUCAUCCUUGGGAGAGAGGAGCCCUCACCAGAAGGCUGUGGCUGUCUGCUGCUCAUCCCACAGCCUCCUUUAUGUGGCCUAGCCAGCCAGGCUUCCAAUGCGUUAUACACAGAGUUUGGUUGCAUACUGCCCUCCCUCUGAGAUGCCAGAAGUUUUUCCACAGCCUUGGAGAGGGGCUUUGACUGAGGGCUGGGGGCCCCGGGCUCCGUUUCCUUCACAUUCCAGCUGGCCCGGAUCCCUCUGUGGCUGUAAGGUCCUGCCACCUUCACCCUGCCCUCUGGGUGACAUUGGGGCAGACCUCCAUGUGGCCAGCAUGGGUUUGGGAGAACUUUACAAACACUAGGACCUAACACUGUCUCAUUGCUGAAAUAAGAGACCAUAGCACCGAAAAGCAGCAUGGGCACCGGCUGAGGCUUCUCCCAGCCCAUGGGUGGUAGCGUGCCAGGCACGCCUGCCAUCAUCUUAAAGCCAUCCCCCCAGCCAUCGUGAGCAUCCCAGUGGUACCACCAUUGUCUUGACCAGCCAGCUCCUCAUCCGUACACCUGAGGAUUUCUUUUGAUUUCAAGAACAGCCUUAAUCAUUCCAGUUUGAUUUACGUGUAUACCUCAUGAACAUUUUUUUCCUCUCUCUCUUUCUCUCUCCUUUCUUUGCUCACCUCCCUUGCCUCUCCCCUCUACCACCUUGUGACUGACGGUUUCCUUUCUGCUCUGCCCCUGCCCAGCACAGGGAGAAAUGUUGACUUAGAAGCAAUAGGGCAGCAGGCCACUAAGAGCACAAAUCCAGGGUGAGGUCUAGGGAAGCCCCUCAGCCCACCUCUGUUUACUGUGCAAUUUUAGUCCUUCUUAAGCCAUCACCAGUGGGCGUGCUCAGAGCAGAGGAGCCAGGGCUUCUGCCAGCCAAGGGAAAGGCUCAAUGCCCUGAGGGGAAGGGGGAGUGUGACACUGUCCAUUCACCUGGUGGAUUGGGCUACGUUCCUCCCCAAAGCCCUUCCCUUGAAGGCCUCCCUUCAUUUUGGGCACAGCCACAAGUCUCAUCUAAUGUUCUAUGCAAUUAAAUAUAAACCCUCAAAGACAACUGUUAAUAUUUAAUAAAUUCCAUGUUACAUAUAAGGAGUUAAUUGCAAACAUGCAAUUGAGAAACUGGAUAGAUAUGCUCAUAUCACCAUUCCACCCAACCCGUUCCCACUUUGUGUAUGCGUGUGUGUGUGUGUGUGUGUGUGUGUGUGUGUGUGUGUGUGUGUGUAAACUCUUAGUCUGUGGCAUGUUUGACCUGUGGCAGGACUCGCUGCUGCCAGGUGAGUCACCGCCUGUCUCGCAGUGGAGCAUGCACAGCUAGCAGCCUCUUUGCACGAUUUCAUUCAUUUUAAAUGCUUGACCCUCUUGCUUAGAGUUCUUUUCAGAGUUCUUUUUGCCUCUAAACCUCUCCUUUAGGAGCACUUCUUGCUGACUUCUGUACAAGCUAGUGAAGGCCUGCCAGAAUUCUUGCCUGAGUAUGCCAGGCCAUGGAGCAGGCAGCAAAGCCACACACACCUUGCAGUUUUAUCUGUCCAAGAUUGCAAAUAAAAGAGAAACCUCAGAAUAGACACAAUGAUAGGAGCCCGCACAGGAUGCAUGUGUAUGAACGUUCUGUAGGAUUGCUGUAGGAUUUCUACCUGUGUAUUGGUUUUCCCUCCUAACCCAGCCCUGAGCCAUAAGAAUAUGGCUGCUUCUUCCCAGUGGGCGCUAUACAAGGGCAGAGGUGGGCUGCAUCUAUGACCAGAGAGACAGAAGCCAAGAGCAAAGCCUGGCUGUGCCCUAGGGUCCCUAAGUCUUGACUGAACCUGCACCAUGCCUCUCCUGUGAUUGGAAGGCUUAAAGGACUGUGAGCCACGAGAUCUGGGCUGGAGCCAGGGGAUCAAAGGGUGAUCAGGAAGAGCUGGGCUUUGGGCAUUUUGGCCAAAAAUAUCAUCUGGGACAACUGUUCACAUAAACAAUGAUUUUAAGCUGAGCUUCUUGGGAAGUUUCUCAAUAGCAAAAUUUCCUGAAGGUCUCCUGUAGCCUCUUCCAUAUCUGUCCCAGGACCUACCCUCUUCCCUGAAGCUCAAGUAUCCCACUGUUAUCAGCCUCUCUCUCACUGAACCAGGAGUAGGCCAGUGGUACCUGUCUGACCCCUUGAGGUCUGACCUCCCUCCAAAGUACUCUGGUUUGUAUCAUGCAUUUCUCAGGGGCCCACAUUUCUCAUGCUUUUCUACAAGGCCUACACAUCCUUUAGAGGGUGGUCCUGGCCUACCUCUGGCAGCUGUGAGUGGAACAGCCCAAGCUGUGUUGGACUUAAGACCCUGGGUUCCUGGGAUUUGGCCUUUUUCCUGCCAUCAAACAGCUGCCUCAUCUCAGAGAUAGGUCUAGGCUAUAUGAGGACAUCUGAGCUAGGGAUGAGGAAGGACACCACUGGGGAACUUGAGCCACCCAGGACAAGGUCUGUGUGGGAUGUGCCUGAUGUUUAAAUACUUGGAGAUCAAGACAGUAACCCUUUCCACUGACAGCUAAGGGCCUGGACUAGGAGCCACGCACAGGAAGGAUGUCAGCAUGUUAACUUUUGGCAGGCUCUACUUCAGGCUCUAAAUACUAACUUUUUAGCAAAUUUUCUUUCUGACUAAACUCUGAGUUUGAAAUUUCUGAUGUCUGCCACUCCCUAUACCUGAUUGUACUCACAGGACAGAUCAUUGCCCCUCUAUGAAGAUGGCUACAAUAAUCUUCUAGGUCAUGGGUAUCUUGGCCCUUGUGUUAACUCUGGACAUGACAGCCAGAGGCUGAGGGACAAGUAUUCGCUGCUGUGGGAAGUGGUGAGCAAUAGGCACAUCUCCAUAAUGGGUAAGAAGUCUCUGGGUAGUCCAGGCCUUCUCCAUUCCCCCCCCCCCCCGCCCCGUGUCGUAAGCAAGAGUAAUCUCCUCUGCCUACUUGGGGCCUCAAUACACCUGCUUCAUGGUGAUAGCCCUUCUCCCACCACUACCACCUUCCUACCCCUUGGGAAGAUCAGAUGGUCUUGGGACCCACAAUGAGAGAAUAGCAAAGGCAGCAACUCUGGCCUGCAUUCUGGAGCCUGUGGGGAGUUUUCCAGGCAGGUCCUUUUUCCAUGAUAAUACAGUCCUGCUUUAUUGGCUCCUCCCCUUCCAUGCUGUAAAUAUUUGUCAUCAUGGAUUCCAACAGGGUCAAAGGGAUAGACCUAAUCAACUGAAACUCCUUGGAGAUGCCAUCUCUGUCUCCCUGGGUGCCAUCACCCUGCUGCUAUAUGCAUUGGGGUGGCACUGGAGAGCCAUAGAAGUCAUGAGAUUGUGUAAGCAUGUGUACAUGAGUGUGUGUAUGUAUAUAUGUGUGUGUGCGCGUGCACCUCAUUCAACCUCUGGGGUCAAAUCAGCUCCUCUCCAAGUGCAGUACCCUGGAGAGUGGUGGCCAUCCAACACCUUUCCUCUAGCUUCCAUGUCUUGUUUUUGCUCUUUUCUUCCCUCCUCCUUCCCUCUCUUCUUUCCUUCUCUCCUUCUUUAUUUGAGGGGGGGAAGAGUGCUGUACAAAGUCAAACAAACAAGUUUACAAUUGUAAGUGCAAUGACCCGAGUCCUCCACAUGACCUUGUGAAUUGUGUGCCGUCCUCCUGUGCUCUAUGAGAACUCGUGGUACUUCAGUGUCCCUCCCCUGUAUUGUGACAAGGUAUUUCUGUGGUAUCAGAAUAAAAUGACUUGAUAUAAACAA